AUGUCAAGUGACGAAUAUUUCGAAGAAGAUGAAGAACAAGGUACAUUCGAUGAAAUAACAGAAAAUAAUCCAAAUAAAGAAAAAAAGGACAAAUGUACUUGUACAAAAGAAUGUUCAACAUGUUCCUGUUCAUGUUUUAAAUUUGGUAGUGGAUGUAAUUCAUCAUGUGAAUGUAGUUCAUCAUGUGAAAAUAUGUUUAAUUAUUUGGAAUAUUUCUUUGGUGAAAAUACAAAAUAUUCUGCUCAUCCUUGUUUUGCCAAAUGGCUCGUCAAAAAAGCUAAAAAUACUGAUGAUUUAAAAACUAUUAAUCGUGGUGCAUUGUGCCAACUUAUUAUCAAAUGUUCGAAUUUUGAUGAAGUUUGUGAGAUCGAAGAAGACUUCGAAGAAUGGAUGAAACAAUUGAAAAUAAUUGAUAAUAAUCAAAAAUUAGCUCAUGCUCAAACAUUAUUUCGAAUGCUUUUAACGGAUGAUGAUACAACAGGACGUUAUUAUUCAUUUUGUCAAGAUUAUUUAGUCCAAGAAAAUUUAAAAUGGCAUUGUAUUAAAUGUCAAGACUGUAUGGAUUGGAGAGAAUGGCAUUGUGGUGUAUGUGAUAUAUGUACUUAUGGUGUUAGCUUACCAUGUGAAGGAUGUAGAGGAAAAAGUGAAAUAUCUGCUACUAUUUGA
Molecule: messenger RNA, 666 nt
Organism: Rotaria sordida
Lineage: Eukaryota; Metazoa; Rotifera; Eurotatoria; Philodinida; Philodinidae
Source: the annotation of a GenBank genome assembly